AUGGGCUCUGAAAGAGCAAGGAAGUGCAACCGAUCCGCUGAAGAAGUGCCUUCUCCACGAGAUCCCGACCGUAAGCGUGUAUUAAACGUGUUAGCGCAGAGGAGAUAUCGAGAGCGAAAGAAGCAGAGACUAGCAGACCUGCAAGCGAAGCUCCGAUCCGCUCAGUCUCAAUCCAGUAAAGACGCUUCUACCACUCCGGCCACAGCUCGAGCCGAAAUUUGUCCAAGCACAUCACAAAUCGUGCAGGGAACUGGCCCUGAAUGGACUAACGUCCUAUUCCCGGAAUUGCAAUCGGAUACACAACUAUUCGCCGGCGAAGACCUUUUUCCAGACCUGCAAUCAACAGAUUGGUCAGCUAUUCCAGCCACUUUAAUUUCCCAUUCGGCCUCUGACUGCGAUCAUUCUAAAUUGAUCGCCCUUCCAACUCCUUCAUUAUCCGAUGAUUCCGCAGCCCUCUUCGAUAAUUUACCUCUGUCAAAUGACAAUGGUCGGCUCCAGUCUUUCGGCCAAUGUCGAUUUCCUAGCAAUGUUGUUGACUGGCAGGCUUUAUCGCUUCAGAACCCAAUGGUUCCCGGUGAUCAGAGUGCCUUUCUUGAUAUCACAGAAGUACCUCAGGAUAUUCCAGCCUCAGAUUCAGACAACAACAUGUCCCAACCCAGCCAUACAUCAUUUCCACCCACAAAAAUGACACCACGACAAAACCCCAACCUCAGCUUUCCACCAUCCUCGACAUUGAGACAUCCCAAUCAGCUUGGCCGAUGUCUCCCACCCGGCGUCCAAAACGAUGUCAGCAGCCUUGACAUACCAGUGCUUAAAGUAAUGAAAGCUGGUGCCUUCAUCACAAACAUGCUCAACUGCACCUCACAUGUAUGGGAUCCUUUCUUCCGGCAUGUCGUGCAAAACCAACCGCCGGGUCUCCCUCCACAUUUCAAGGCCACCGCAGCCCAACAAAAUAUCCCCCAUCACCCUGUAUUCGAUAUCAUUCCCUGGGCCAGUGCGCGUACCAAGUUCGUUUGUAUCUUUUCGCAGCCGCCAGAACUGAGACCGCCCAGUGCGCAGGACCCACUGGCUAUUGUGAAUAUGAUGAUGGAUAUUGAUGAUGAUGCGGAGGGAAUGAGGAUUUGUGGAGAGGAUGGGUGGGAUUGUAGGAAUUGGGAGGUUGGGGAGAUUUUUUUCCGGAAUUGGUGGUGGGCACUUGAUCGUGAGAUUGUGGAAAACAGUAAUAGACUGAGGGCUCGACGGGGAGCAAGGAAACUCAGCCUAUGA
This is a messenger RNA of Talaromyces rugulosus, 1266 nucleotides long. RefSeq lists its product as uncharacterized. Gene Ontology annotation, molecular function: DNA-binding transcription factor activity. The transcript has 2 exons. NCBI's taxonomy places the organism in Eukaryota, Fungi, Ascomycota, Eurotiomycetes, Eurotiales, Trichocomaceae. The coding region runs from base 1 to 1266 and encodes 421 amino acids. Gene Ontology annotation, biological process: regulation of DNA-templated transcription. The record is from RefSeq and is a predicted model, not a curated record.